Molecule: messenger RNA, 1556 nt
Organism: Archocentrus centrarchus (flier cichlid)
Lineage: Eukaryota; Metazoa; Chordata; Actinopteri; Cichliformes; Cichlidae
Product: phospholipid scramblase 1
Exons: 7
Coding region: 104-790 (228 amino acids)
Biological process (GO): plasma membrane phospholipid scrambling
Cellular component (GO): plasma membrane
Molecular function (GO): phospholipid scramblase activity
Source: RefSeq, a predicted model, not a curated record
UCGACCAAUGAGAUUACAGUUUUAUUCCAUAGGUUUGGUUCCGGAGUGGCCCGUUAUUAUUUUAAGUAGCAGGUUAAAAUCGGUCUAACUCCCUCCGGACAAUAUGAAUAUGUAUGCUGUGCCCAGCCCGGGAAUACCAGGCUGUCCCCCAGGAUUAGAGUACCUGACACAGGUGGAUCAACUACUCAUCAAACAGAAAGUUGAGCUUGUUGAAGCCCUCAUUGGCUUUGAAAGCAAUAAUAAGUAUGAAGUUCGUAACGUCAUGGGCCAGAAUGUCUACUACGCUGUCGAGGAGAACGACUGUCUGAGUCGACAGUGUUGCGGUCCCCUUCGCCCCUUCACCAUCCACAUCCUUGACAAUUUUGGACAAGAAGUCAUCACCAUCACCAGACCACUGAAGUGCAUGUCUUGCUUCUUCCCUUGUUGUUUACAAGAGCUGGAGGUGCAGGCUCCCCCCGGCAACACAGUGGGCUAUUUGAUACAACAAUGGCAUCCUUUCUCCCCUAAAUUUAUUGUUGCAAACGAACACAACGAGCCUGUACUGAAGAUUCAUGGGCCUUUCUGUGGAUGGAGCUGCCUUCCAGAUGUUGACUUUGAGAUUUUGACAAUGGAUGAAGUCAGCAAGAUUGGAAAAAUUAGUAAGCAGUGGACAGGGCUUCUUAGGGAAGCAUUCACAGAUGCAGACAAUUUUGGUAUCCAGUUUCCCAUGGAUUUGGAUGUGAGAAUGAAGGCUGUGAUGAUCGGUGCAUGUUUUCUCAUUGAUUUCAUGUUCUUUGAGACAACUAACUAGGAGCCAAACCGAAUUUCCAUGUAACUUUUCGUGGAAGAGCGAGGCCACAAAGCCAUGAUGAUUAGCCCCAAAUGCCCUAACAUUGAACAACCUUCAAAGAGAUAGUUUAAAGAAAGUACCAAAGGGUACGUCAAUGUUAACACUUUGCAUGUACAGUGAAACAGAAGGUUUGUUUUAGGCUUAGCUGCUCAGGUUUGUUGAAAAAUUGUGCCACUUGGCUGAAGUGCACAAUUAAGUUUUAGUUUAGACAAUGUUAAAGAUUUCUUUAUUAUUAUUGUUUUAUUUAUUUAUUUAUUUAUUUUUUGCUGUGUGUUUUACAUUGUAGUCUAUGAUUCUAUCUGGGCCCAAAACUCUUAGCUACUACUACAAAAUAAAUUUUAGCAGAAAGAUGCAUUCAUAUACAAGUAAAUGAAAAGGGAACACAGUUACACAGUUUGUAGGAAAGAAAAAACACUUUGGUGUCAUUAUGGUUAGUAUGUAGUCCUCAUAUGUGAUUUGGUCAUACUACAAGUGAAGAUGCUAAUUUACUUAAUCUACCCUGCUUGCAUCUAUAUCUUGUGAGAACUAAGGGACUCAUUAAAUUUGGUUGUCUGUAGUUCUAAUAUCCAGUGCUCUUAGUUAUCACUUUAUGUUUUUGGUGUGCAGCGUUUUACAAGUGUUUGCGUGAGCUAUGAUUGUACUUGUCUGUGAACAUAAAUUAUCAUUUCAUAUGACAGUUUUUUGUUUGUUUGUUUUCCCACAAUAAUUAUGCUUUUUUUUUUUUUUA